Messenger RNA from Alternaria viburni, 960 nucleotides. RefSeq lists its product as uncharacterized. The transcript is spliced from 2 exons. The record is from RefSeq and is a predicted model, not a curated record. The coding region runs from base 1 to 960 and encodes 319 amino acids. Lineage: Eukaryota; Fungi; Ascomycota; Dothideomycetes; Pleosporales; Pleosporaceae.
AUGAAGUGGACGAAAGAAAUCAUCCGCGCGCGAAAUACCCUCCUCAGAAAGCAUUAUGCGCAAUUCGACGGUCUUCUUGAAGAUGGACCGGAGUGGAAUACGCUCGCCCGUUCCGGAACAGUAUGGGACAAAGUCUACCAGAUACGAAAUGCAGCACCCUGGAGAGAUGCGCAACACCAAAUGCGUCGAGAACUUGCAUACUUGGAUACGCUGCGAAAAGAUUUCCAGCUAAGAGCUGAGGACACAUCACCAUCAAAGACCAUGCAAGAUACUACAGUUCUAUCGUUAGCGACCGCAAAGAAGGUCGAAGCGGCCAUACCAUUGCAAAAAGACGGUGGAAGCGCGUUGCUCAACGCGAUGAAUUUGCGGCUUCCAUCCUCGAGCGAGUUGAUAAAACUCGACAACGGCGAGGAGUCCAAGGAGAUAGAGUAUCUCGAACUGCGCAACAACAUUGUUGCACUACAGGCUGUACUAUCGAGUACCUAUAUCGAGCGAGCAUCAACCCCGGAGAACCUCCUAGAGGACAUAAGGAUCAUAUCGAGGAUACUGUUUCGAGGUAUGCAAAUGCCAUUCAAGGCUGGCUUAAUCCGCCACAUGCCAGUCCAGGUUCACUCGAACCCAAAGGCCAUAUUCCCCUAUCCAGGCGAAGUCGAGGCGAAUCUGGAGCGGUGGUCGAAGUUUGCUGCGCACGACCAAGAGGGCAUACAUCCUCUGAUAAAAGGUGUAUGGGACACUCUGUACUACGUCAGCGUCCAUCCAUUCCCAGAUGGCAACGGCCGAACAUCACGCCUUUUGUUCGCUACACACGUCGCCAGGCAUGGCAUGAUCCCUGCUAUAUGCACCGACGGGCUCUCAACAGAGCAGUACCUUAAGAAUGUGCACAGCGCCAGGACAGAUGCGCUCCCAUGGUGCAAGGAUGUGAUCCUCGCGCAAAUCGACGUGCUGGAGAAACAACGGUGA